UCUGCAGAGACGCCAUUUUACGUCGUGGUAAUGAAACCCUGGAAUUUAGUGAAUGCCGUAGACCUACUUCGAAAAGUUUCAUUUCACCGUCACUAAUUUUCAGUAACAGGGAUAUAUUCGGAUUAAUGCAGGCUUAACAUAACCAGUUGUCGUGGAGCUUGUCUGUCGAUGUUCAGUCAUUUUUUUUUCUUUUCUCUGUCAAUUGGAAGGCUACAUUUGUGGCUGACACACCCGAAACACAACGGAUUACAAUAUCCACUGAUAAUCUUCUAAAACUCAACUCAUAAUUUACUUACAUCUACGGACUACGGCAAUAUGAAGGACGUUUUACUGUUCUUUGUAUUAUUUUUUUUCAUGAACGGUGCGUUUGGUGAGUCAAUAUCAGUGACAGAAGGUGAUUCGGUCACUUUACACACUGCUGUUCUUGAAAUACAGACAGAUGAUGUGUUACAAUGGAGAUUUGGAGCUGAUGGUGUCCUUAUAGCUCAAAUCAACAGAGCAGCCAAUAAGAGCUCUAUAUAUGAUGAUGUUCUUAACCAGAGAUUCAGAAGCCGGUUGAAACUGGACAAUCAAACUGGAGAUCUUACUGUCAGAAACAUAAGAACUGAACAGUCUGGACUUUAUGAAAUUACCAACACCAAACAGACUAUCAGGAAGAUAUUCAAUGUCAGUUGUGUGGCUGUAGAUGCAGUGAAGUCAGUGUCAGUGCUGGUGGGAGAUUUAGUCACUCUACAGACUGGUCUUACUGAACUACAAAGAGAUGAUGUGAUACGAUGGAGGUUUGAGCAUCAAAACUCUCCUAUAGCUGAAAAUAAUAGACAGACUAGAAAAGUCUUCAAAUAUGAUGACACUGAUGAGAGAUUCAGACACCGACUAAAGCUGGACUAUUUGACUGGGUCUCUGACCAUCAGAAACAUUGGAACCAGUCACUCUGGACUUUAUGAAGUGGACAUCAGUACCAGCAGCCGCAAACACACCAUACACAAGACAUUUAAUGUCACGGUCAGCGGUGAAAUGAAGACUGUGUCCUUGAUUGAAGGUGAAUCUGUCACUCUACGUACUGAUGACACUGAAGUACAGAACAAUGAUCUGAUACUGUGGAUGUUUAGAGACACUGUCAUAGCUGAAAUCAAUAAAACAGCCCAAAUAUUCUAUAUAUAUGAUGGUGAUGAUGAAAGAUUCAGAGACAAACUGAAGCUUAAUAACCAGACUGGAUCUCUCACUAUAACAAAAUGCAAAACCUCAAACUCUGGACUUUAUGAAGUGAAUAUCGACAGCAACAGACAUACUGUACACCAGAGAUUCAUUGUUACUGUCAAUGAACGACGUCCGUCUUCAGGUGAAAUAGCAGGGAUUGUUGGUGCUCUGCUGGUGUUUGCGACUACAGUUGCUAUUGUGAUUUACUAUCGCUGGAAGAUCUCUAAACUAAAAUAUGAAGUGAAGUCAGUGGUAGUGUCCGAGGGGGGUUCUGUCACUCUAAACUCUGAAACUAAAAUACAGACAAAUGAUUCAAUCGUAUGGAAGUUUGGAAAGGAAAAGUCUCCUAUAGUGAAAUGUAAAGGAGAGACCGACAUCGCUAUGUAUGAUGUUCCUGAUGUGAGUUUCAGAGACAGACUGGAUGUGGAUCAACAAACUGGGUCUCUGACCAUCUCAAAUAUCACAACUCAACACGCUGGACUUUAUAAACUAAAGAUCAGUGGAAGUGGAAAAACCUCAUUCAAGAGAUUUAUGGUUAUUGUCCUUGAAUCUGCUGAAUUCAGAGUGCCAGAGCAAAUGCAUUUGUUUCAACCGGUGCGUGAGUAGCAAUGCUUACCAUUUAUACAGCACUUCCAGCUGUAUCAUCUGGAGACUUGUGUUAACUUGAUAGCUUUAUAAAAGUUUGCCCCAGAUGUUGGACGGCGACAGAUUUAGUGUGCGAGAUAUUUUACUACAAGCCAGUAUGAUAUAUGCCUGUUGUGUACUGUUUUGUGAUCUAGAAGAAACAAGCAUCAAUAGGAUUCUGUGGAUGAUUCUAGGAUUCUCACAAUGCUAUAAUGCCUUUAGUUACUGGUCCUCAAAUAAUAUCAGUGUCCAAUUGUAUUAUAUUCUGUGAAUUUGUGUUGUCUUCCAAGAGAAUGGUGUAGUGGUGCAGAAGUCUCCUAAUCCAAGUGAUUCACAUCACAUUGUAUUAAUGUGACCGGUCAGUUAUUGUUGCAAAUGUUUUCAUAAAAGUUAUUUUAAUAUCAAAGCUAAAAUGCAGUUAUAUAUCAAAUU
This is a messenger RNA of Carassius auratus (goldfish), 2253 nucleotides long. RefSeq lists its product as uncharacterized. The record is from RefSeq and is a predicted model, not a curated record. The coding region runs from base 316 to 1803 and encodes 495 amino acids. Lineage: Eukaryota; Metazoa; Chordata; Actinopteri; Cypriniformes; Cyprinidae. The transcript is spliced from 7 exons.